Molecule: messenger RNA, 2847 nt
Organism: Penaeus vannamei (Pacific white shrimp)
Lineage: Eukaryota; Metazoa; Arthropoda; Malacostraca; Decapoda; Penaeidae
Source: RefSeq, a predicted model, not a curated record
GACACGCCGCUAGACCACUUGACUGCCACUCCUUCCCAUUACUAACUUUACAUCAUCCUUCCUCUCCACUGGCCGCCAUCAUUAGCCCUCCCAUCCCCUCAGAUCCCCUCCCACUCCUGUCUGGCACCCAAGGGCUACCCAUCUUCCCGUGGGAGGAGGUGGACUGCUCAGAAAAAACGCUGACUCAGUUGGACGAAUAAAAGUGAGAGUGGGAGUGAUCGGAGGGAAGCCACGGUGACUCGAAUAAAACGGCGGAGAAAAGGAAGCGUGGGAACAGGAAUAGUUCUUUUGUGCUAGAUAUUAAAAUAAAAAAUAUCCUUUAAUAGCUUCGCCAAACGAAGGAGGAAUCGAGAAAACAACGGAGAAAAUUUUGUGACCUGAACUGAACUCGGGAAAACCGCCUCGCUGACCUGACUUGCCAUACCGGUUCGCCCGCGUAUAGUCAGUCGAGCACCCUCGCAACAGGAAGUGGAGUCGAGAGGGAGGAACCCGAUCCACUGCGACGCGUUCGGGUGGAAGGAGAUUUGUGGAUAGUCCAUUUUCUCUCCCUCGGCGAACUCGCGUUUAAGCCAAGUGACUUGAAGAACCUCUUAAGAUUCAGUGUUUUUUAUUUUGAACAAGAACGACAAUCCGCCGGCAUCCGGUGCUGCGGUGAGUUCCUUUCGUGUAAAACCGUUGGAUGUUGUGUAAUCCGGUGGAGGAAAGUGACUAACCUUGACCAUCCGCACACGAGUUUCUAUUUUUUUGAUAAAUCUCUAAUCUACUAUAAUCAUGAGCGGGAAAAAUGCCAAAAUAAAUCUCCUGAGACUAUCCUAGUAUAAAAGCGAGAGACUGAAUCGAAGCAAAUAUAAGGCUCGAAGCACACCGACUCAUCUAGCAACUUUACGAAAACAGCUACCACGGCAGAAUCUCAGCUUGUAGGAGGCGGAGGGUCGCCGUCCCCGUUCAUCAACAGGACCUCUGUUAACGGCUCCUCCAAUCCCUUCUUCUCCAGGGCCUCUGUUCAUGCCAAUGACACAAUGAACACAUGGAGUGUGGUGCUCGGUGUGAGCUUCUGGGUGAUGGGUCUGAUGCCCUCGGAGGUCGGCCCGGCUUACCCCUCGACCAUCUUCACCCCCGCGAUGCCCGGCAAUACCCCGGACUGCGUGAAGGACCCCAGAGACACGUUCUGCAUAGCGCCCAAAAAGUACCCCAAAGAUCGCAUAAUUUACCUUCUGGAGAACAAAAUGUUUGACAUCGACUCCUUACUAACGGAUGAAUCCCGCGACUCCUACACGUUCGAAGCCAGAGAAGCUCCGACGCUGCCCUCGAUGUACGGCUACGACCGCCCCCGGACCAGCUACGGGCCCCCUCGCCCCCCGUCGUCCAGCUAUCUCCCCCCUCGUCAGAACUACAGCAGCGCCUCCAAGCCCGGCUACGCGCCUUCCAAGUACGGGCCGCCAACCAGCAACUACGACCACCCCCAGACGUCCUCGUACCUCUACGACCCGCCUAUGCCCACAUACGACCAGGAGGGGCCCUACCCACGCUACCCGAAGUCGCCUCCAGGGUCCUACCUCCCUCCCCGGAUCAUGCGGUCUUCCCUCCGCCGCCAGCGCCGCCAGGCCUCCUCCAUGGACCUCUGCCCCUACGAGUCCGAGUUCAUCAUGCCCAGGGUCGGUCUCAAUAACAAGGGCGACUGGAUGUUCCUCGUCAACCUCAACGAAGUCUCCAGCGAAUACACACAGUUGGUCGAGAGCAAGAAGUGCCUCACGAACACUUGCACCGGAGCCUGCAACGUCCCCGACGGCUUCACCUCCGUGUGCCAGCAGCAGUACGUGCAGAAGCGGCUGAUCGCCCUCGACGCCAGCGGGAUGGCGCUUUCCACGGACACCUUCUGGUUCCCCUCCUGCUGCGUGUGCAAGCUAAACCCGAUCGGUGGAUAGUGGAAGAAAGUAGUGUAGUGUAGCAAAGAGGAUGCAGAAAAAUUCCUUAGUUGGGCCUCCUUCUCCGGCCUGAAGGGCGAUUUCGAUACAGAAAUUUUCAGUCGUCAUCUCUCUUUUUAAAAUGGAAUGCUUUAUCCGAAACAGUUAGACAUUUGUGGAUUCACCCUCUGAUGUUUUGUAAGGAAAAGAGAAAGAUUCGGGUUGCAUAGCUCGAGAUACAUUGGAGUCAGGACCGCCGCAAGCUCUGAUUUAAAGAAAACGCAAAAAAGCCGACUUGAGCGUCGAGAGAAAACGCAGAAGCAAUUUAUGGGUAACCAUGAUAGUGACAUGUAUCGCACAAAGAGGCUCUGUGAACUGGGUAUUGUUGUUGCAGGUACAGUAGCUGUUAGAUUUAUGUAGCUUAUUGUGAAAAAACAACAUAUAUUUGUUCUCGUAUUGUGUGUUCCAGAAUAUGUAAUCAAGUUACAGAAUAUGGUGUAAGGAGAAGGCAAACUUUUGUAAGCCUAACUUCAAUAUUCUUUAAAUGAUUCUUCAGCUGGUUUGACAGGAUUCUUUUAAAGAUGGUUUAGUUCAAGAUCGUGUGUUUUUUUUUCUCUUUUAUUCUUGCGUCUGAAGUUGUGACUCUCCUUCUCCGAACGAUGGACUCUCCAAAGAAGAUUUUGUCCUGGAAUGGCCCAACCGUUACAUGCAAAACGAGGAUUUGUACAAUCAGUUUCUUAAGUUUUGAUUAUUUAUAUGUUGAAGAUAAUCCCUUAUUUAUAUUCUUGUCACACUUAUUUUUUUAGAACGAUUAUGUGAAUAUAUAUAUUUCACCUAGAAUGUGUUGUGCUGCAUAUUUUAGAUCAAAAUAUAGAUGUCCAGUCCUAGCAGUGUCCCCUAAGAGAAAAUAUACAACUAACAAAAUAAAAUUCACAAAAAGUAA